AUGGCGACCCCCACAGAAGGCAGUAACCCCAGUGGCAGACUGACACCCCGGCUGCUGACACAGCUGCGGGAGCUGGAACCGCGGGUGGCCCGUCGACGCCUUUCCCAAGCCCGCCACCGAGCCACCCUGGCAGGGCUGUUCAGUGACCUCAGGAAGACCGUUUACUCCCACUCUGAUCUCACAGCCUCAAAGUGGCAGGUUUUGAAUAAGGCCAAGAAUCACAUUCAGGAGUUGGAACAAACCUUGGAUAAUCUGCUGAAGCUGAAAGAAUCCUUCAACCUGGAGGAUGGGAACGCAAACAGCUUAGAGGAAGUCAAGGCGGAGUAUGCCAGCAUGUACUCUGGAAAUCCCAGCCUGGUCUCAAAUAAGGUUCAUCAGAAAGGCUCUGCCACCUGGUGCCCAACUGAGGCAGUCGGGAAGGAUGCUGAGGGGGAGGAAGAGGAGGAAGAGGAGGAGGAGGACCAAGACGAGGAGGAAGAGGAGGAAGAAGAGGAGGAGGAGGAGGAGGAGGAGGAGGAGGAGGAAGAGAAAAAAGUGGUGCUCUUGCACUCCCCAAUCACCUUGUUGCCAGACCUCAUGGAAUUUGAACGGUACCUCAACUUCUACAAGCAGACGAUGGACCUCCUGAUCGGGAACGGGGUUGUCUCCUCCCAGGAGGUGAUGCUCCCCAUCGUCUCUGCGGCCAUCUCCCACCUGUGGCAGAGCCUUUCUGAAGAGAUGAAGGCCAGCCUCCUGCAGGCCUGGGCACAGAGGCACAGCACCCUCUCGAGCCUUGCGGGUGCCUGUCCGGAGCCGGCCUGCACCGAGGGCAGCACGAAGGACAGUGGGGUUGACAGCCAAGGAGCCAGCUGCUCGCUCGUCUCUACCCCGGAGGAGAUACUCUUUGAAGAUGCCUUCGAUGUGGCGAGCUUCCUGGACAAAAGCGAGGCUCCAAGUACUUCUAGCUCUAGCUCGGUGUUUGCCAACUGCAACCCAGAAUAUCCGGAGGAGAAGUUUCAGCUCUACAUGCAGAUCAUCGAGUUUUUUAAAGGCCUUUGCUGUGUUAACACUCAGUUAAAACAGGAACCAGACCUCCCCAUUGACGAUGAGAUGAUAAUGCUGAGGUGCAUGGAGACCUUUGACGAUGAAGAUCUGUGA
Messenger RNA from Nyctereutes procyonoides (raccoon dog), 1137 nucleotides. RefSeq names its product stimulated by retinoic acid 8 (gene STRA8). NCBI's taxonomy places the organism in Eukaryota, Metazoa, Chordata, Mammalia, Carnivora, Canidae. Gene Ontology annotation, biological process: cellular response to retinoic acid; meiotic cell cycle. The record is from RefSeq and is a predicted model, not a curated record. Bases 1 to 1137 code for a protein of 378 amino acids. The transcript has 8 exons. Gene Ontology annotation, molecular function: protein dimerization activity.